Molecule: messenger RNA, 4727 nt
Organism: Gadus chalcogrammus (walleye pollock)
Lineage: Eukaryota; Metazoa; Chordata; Actinopteri; Gadiformes; Gadidae
Product: ribosomal protein S6 kinase beta-2-like
Exons: 16
Coding region: 584-1981 (465 amino acids)
Biological process (GO): protein phosphorylation; signal transduction
Molecular function (GO): protein serine/threonine kinase activity; ATP binding
Source: RefSeq, a predicted model, not a curated record
CUACAAUCCAAUCUAAAAAUAGGACUCAGAUUGUAGUAAAAUUGGCUUUUAAUCAUUGACAAAAAGUUAGGGAGGGCGCGCCAAGGAAGAUGUGCGUAGGGCUCCAGAUUUGCUAGGACGGUCCAGCCCUGGGCAAGGUGUCUGUUCUUUGUCGUAAUUCCUGUACAACACUUGAGGCAAACCCUUUAUACAAUCGCAGGAUGGUUUUCCCUUAAAUAUUGAUAAGAUAUACCGUAUAGGCUACUGAUAACUAGCAAUAGACAAAACUACUGUACAAAACAGUAGCAACAAUACUGCUCAUAAAGUAGCCUCGCUGGUUGUUUGACUUGGGCGGCAGUUUAAAGACACAGUACUGGCGGAGCUUUUCCAAAGCCAACGAGUUCACUUGGAUAAUAAUGUAAGACCAGGAUCAAUCCAAUCUUCGCUACUGGAAGUAAGACGCACAUACAGUUCAUGGUUUGGGUGGGGGGUUGACUCACUGGACGAUAAGGAGUGAUCACCGGGUGUGUACUGUACAGGCACAGUGCUAACCGAGCGAUUUCGUUGUGGUACCAGCUGUCAAUCUCUUUCACGUGAUCUCAGCAUGGCCAGCAUGUUCGACAUUGACAUAGAGACGGAAGAUGUCAGCGAGGCAGAGGAUGAGGUGUGCGACUUCACCGUGGCAGAGACAGACAUUGUCCAGACGGAAGAAGUGGAGCUGACCAGUGCCACCGUCAACCGAGACAGCGAGCGAGUCGGACCUGAGUGCUUCGAGCUGCUCACCGUCCUCGGGAAGGGGGGCUAUGGCAAGGUGUUCCAGGUCCGCAAAGUCCAGGGGGGACAAACAGGGAAGAUCUUCGCCAUGAAGGUCCUAAGAAAGGCUAAGAUCGUGUGUAAUGCUAAAGACACAGCCCACACGCGGGCUGAGCGAGAGAUCCUGGAGACGGUGAGACACCCGUUCAUCGUGGACCUGCUGUACGCCUUUCAGACGGGCGGGAAACUCUACCUCAUCCUUGAGUGUCUGAGCGGGGGCGAGCUCUUCAUGCAGCUGGAGAAAGAGGGCAUCUUCAUGGAGGACACUGCGUGUUUCUACCUGGGGGAGAUCACUUUGGCCCUGGGUCAUCUCCACUCUAAUGGAAUCAUCUACCGAGACCUCAAGCCAGAGAACAUCAUGCUGAAUCACCAAGGUCACAUCAAGUUGACGGACUUUGGUCUCUGCAAGGAGUCCAUCCACGAUGGGGCCGUAACACACACCUUCUGUGGCACCAUCGAGUACAUGGCUCCAGAGAUUCUGACCCGUUUGGGUCACAACCGGGCAGUGGACUGGUGGAGUCUUGGAGCUCUGAUGUACGACAUGAUGACCGGCUCGCCCCCCUUCACAGCAGAGAACAGGAAGAAGACCAUCGAUAAGAUACUCAAGUGUAAAAUCAACUUGCCGCCAUACCUCACUGUGGACGCCAAGGACCUCAUCAAGAAGCUGUUGAAGAAGAGUUCUGCCCAGAGACUCGGCUCCAGCAACAUGGACUGUCUUGAUAUACAGAAACAUCCGUUCUUCCGACACAUCAGCUGGGACGACUUGCUCAACAAGAGAGUAGAGCCGCCCUACAGGCCCCAGCUGAAGUCGGAUGAGGACGUCAGUCAGUUUGACAGCAUCUUCACCCGCCAGACGCCGGUGGACAGCCCGGACGACACCUCCCUCAGCCACGGCGCCCAGCAGGCCUUCGCUGGCUUCACCUAUGUGGCGCCAUCCGUCCUGGAGAGUCUGAAGGAGGGGUUCUCCUUUGAACCGAGAGCACGGACCAGACGACAGAACAGUAGCCCCCGCACGCCCAUCAGCCCCCCUAAAUUCUCUAUGGCCGGACCCUUCAAGUCCAGCAUGGAGGGAGAGCACUCCCCCCCACCAGCCCAAGCCCCAGCCACAGCAUCGCUGGACAACGGCUCAGCCUCACAGCCAAUCAGGACGCCUGCCAGGAACAAGAAGCAGAAGGCCCAUCGCAGAUGAACGACUGGUGGACCAAUCACAGCACCAUCUUCCCUUGAUGACAGUCCCCUGUGUGAGGGUUGGCCCUAUGGGGCGGGAUCAGGCUUUGACUGUAAAACCCUCACAUUUUUGUUGUCAUGGCAACAUUAUAAUUAAUGCAAUGUUUUCACAUCUCUCUAAGCUUGUUGGUGUCUAUGUCGGGCGUGGCUUCCUUUUGCAAAGGAGGUGUGGUCUAAUAUGUGGGUGUGGUUUGUUUGAGUGGGCAUGGUCUCUUUCAGAUGACCGGGCCAAUUAAAACACACACACACACACACACACACACACACACACACACACACACACACACACACACACACACACACACACACACACACACACACACACACACACACACACACACACACACACACACACACACAGCAUCUGGUGUGAACCGGUUCUGUGAGCAGCUUGUAUAAAAAUUAUUUUGAGUACAUCAGUAAAGUAUUUUUGGCUAGCGGUGUUCAAGGACUACGGAAUCCUUCCCCCUAAUCGCCCUGCAUUCAGUUCACCGAGGGACAGGUGUGUCCCACCGAUACUGCAAUCAGCAGGUGGCCAGGUGGGAGCCAAUGAGAGGUCAUGCCUGCAGUAGCAGGUGUUGAGGCGUCCCGAUACUCGGGCUGUUUUACUGGUCGGUGGUUUCACUGAGGGCCAACACCAUGAUGUGAUACCAGGGGAGAGGGCGUCACCACCUCUCCUCUCACACGCUGCCUGGCGAGUGGCGACCCCUCUCCCACCGCAGGCAUCUCUUGCAGGGUAAGUCAGGUCCUGUGGGGAUCCUAAGGUGGGAAUGUAUCUGAGCUAUAGAACGUUUGUAAAGAAUAAAACGUGCCCAUCUGUGAUACAAAUAUUUUAUUGGCCCUCUCACCGUUCCAAGAGGCUGCUAAUUGGACAAGGUUGAAGGUGCAGGUUUGAUUAAUUUAUGUCAAAGGAGUAAUCCACCGGACAAAUCUUUUUCUGUACUUACUCUAGAACUAAAUAUUUUGGAACAUUUAGCAGUCAUUACGGAAAAUUGUGCCAAAAAUGUGAAAGCCCUCAUUCUCAGGCUUCUAGAUAGCAACGGUUUUCUAAAGGGCUCAUGCAUUGUACAGGAGCAUCAAUAUGUUCUUGAUAGUAAUGGCGUUUUGGUCAUUGUUUAGUAAUUGAUCUGGAAAUGAUCUGUCAUUAUGGGAAGUUGUGUUUGAAAAUUUCUCAUGAGAUGUGGUGCAAAAAAAGUUUUUAUUGGGUUCCCGUAUAUUUACGUUUCGUUUGGAUUUUACAGUAGGCCUACUAUACAUUUCUUGAGCCAUCAAAAAAUGGCGGAGCAUCGCCACCAGAAAGUCCUGUGAUGCAUUCUGCUAAAAGCCAAAUGCACUGCAUGGUGGGAGCCCCGUCCAUGGAAGCGUUUUUACCGUUGCAUGAAAUCAGUCAUUGUGUAUUUAUACAUAGAAUAAAACUAAUGACAUGCAGAAUCAUAUAUCAAAGGGAGGCUGAAUUCCCGGUUAAUAGUAUAUAGCCUACCUGAUGCAAGACCGACUGAUAAGCAUCAUAAACCCGACAUCCCUUUGACUGCAAAUAUAGAUCAUGCCUUUAAGAGGCUCAAACUGAUGAAGAUAAUGUACCCUGCACCAGAUGUCAUCAGAAUCCGCUUUUAUGUAGCCAAUCGCUUGGGGCUAGCUGCUGUCAACUUUUUUGAUAGUAGUUGUGAUUUGCAAUGGGUUAUGGCAGGUAACCGUUAACGUGGUAAACGGUACCUUGAGAUGACCCCAUCUGUCUACUUUGAGGUUGAUUUAAUAAAUUACGAAUGUUGGAAUGUAUUUGGUGCAAAAUAUAAUUUGCCUUGACUAUCAAAAAAAUCGUCAGUUUUCUUCAAAUCUCUGAGCCCUGAACGUGUAGUGCUGUGGCCAGAACUGCAGCACAAUUAUGCUAAAGAUUCUUUUUUGACCAAUGGCUUAACGACCAUUAUCAAGCAUAUUCAAUAGAAAUGUACUUUUAUUCCUCUUAAAUCAAUUAGUGUUUACGUGUAACAUAGCUAGCGCUUCUAUUUAAUUAUCUUGUUCCCACGAAUUAUUAAACUGUUGCCAGAAAUUAAUUAUCUCGUUCCCGCAAUUUAUUAAAUUGUGGCCACAGAUAAGGCCUAAUGCUGACAGAUCACUAAAUCGGGAAAACAGAUUAUUAAGUCGGGAAAACAGAUCACUAAAUCGGGCAAACAGAUAUAUUUAUUUUUCCCAGAUGUCACCAGGGGGGCUCUUCCAUGUGUUCUUGACCUUUAAUUUUGCUCGGACCCUGUUAUUCACCGAUGGCGGGUGUAUUUUAUUUUAAGUUUAUUUUUAUAUUAUUUUAGGUCAUUAAUAGGCUAAGGUUUUGUGUGAGACAAUUCAGUGGAAAAAAAACGACAAAACAAAAUGUAUUCUCCUUAAACAAAAUGAAACGGGUUUGUUCUGGAAAGAAUAAAUGGACUAAGGGAGUUGACCUAAGGGUAGAAAAUAGAUUUAAAUAAUCUCCGCUUCGCAUAACCGCUUCAAAUCGCUUUGAGAGGAACAUCAGGCGGACAGAUCUACUGUCUUUGUUGAUAACCUGGAUAAAUUAAAUUAAUUGAGCCAAUAGAAUACCAUUGACUGUCAAACCGAUGACAUAUUUGCAAUUAUUUUUAAAUUAAAUUCAUACACCAUUUCCAAUGUGAUGCAUGAGUCAAAUAGACAGUUUAAGAGAUCACACAGAAUAUGAGGGUCUAGGCCUACGCUUUUAA